CAAAUCGAGGAGGAAGGGGAACAAAUCGACCAAAUGAAGCCAUGCAUGGAAAAAAUUAACCAAACUUAACAGCUUUGGUCUAUUUAUAGAAUAUUGAAUAGUCAGUAACAUAUCUACUCGACUUGACAGCACUGAAAAAUCAGUUUUAACCCGGCAGGCUGAAUAAUCGAGCUCAGUGCGGUAACUAUCGCCACUAUGAAAGGAGCAGCUAAAAGCAAGGUGGUGACAUCAGGGAGGCUGACGGGAGCAGCAGGCAAAGUGCAGCCGACCAGGAGACGAGUGACUCCAAAUCCAGGAGCAGCAGCCCACCCUGAGCCAGCCUACUCUCUGUACUCCACUGACUCUGAAGACCAGGUCACUUCUCUCCAUAAGGGUCUGGACCGCUGCGCUGCACUGCUCAGUGACAUCCUGCAGGCUGACAGGGCAGCCUCACCAGUCCUUCCCAAAGCAGUGAAGGGUGGAGCAGCUAAAUCAACACCAUCUGCUCCACUGAGGAGGAAGAGUAUAAAGAAACUAACUCCAAAGAUAGCUGCACACUCAGGAGUGAAGCUCCAAUCACCUCGGAAACAACCGGCCACCCUGCGACAGGCUCGCCUCUCCCCGUCACCCCGCCAAACACUGCGGCACCUCCCCCCCAACACUCCCCCACCCCAAACUGUCGUCUCUCAACCUCAACCUACCCCUGACUCCCUCCAGCUGCCCGUCCCUCUGACUGAGUGCCAGGCUGCUCCCGACGCUCCACACACACACGGCCAGGCAGAGGAGAAGUUUGUUCCUGUCAGAGACAUCAGUGUCCAAAACACUGCCGCAGACACACACUGCGGUGUCGAAUCAGAGGACGUCAAAGUGGAGACAGUUCAGUAUCUGCUAGGAGAACUCAAGUCUCUCAUUACUGGACAAGGCAGUGUAGCAGAGAGGUUACUCAGUCGUUUGGAGCACACUCUGUCGUCACCACAGAUGAAUGUUGGUAUUUCAAACAUUCAGACUGAACCCGAACUAUCAUCACUACAGAGCCAGAACACUCAGCUCCGCAGGCGUGUGCGGACUCUGAAUCAGCAGUUGAAGGAGAGGGAGAAAGCAGAGAGGCAACAGAACAUGGAGACGCUCUGUAACUCACAAGUGUUGACUCUGCAGGAGGAGCUCACUACCGCUCAGUCCCGACUGCAGGAGCUCCAAGAUGACCUCACAGAGCUACGGAAAGCCCUGAAGGACACACGGAGCCAGCUGACAGACAGAGAGGCGGAGAAUACGCUCAUCAGAGCAGAUCUGGAGGCCACCAGAACCAGGUUGCUGGACAGUGAGCAAGAAAAGAGUGAGUUGGCCUCACUCGCCCAGCAAAGAUUGGAAGAGAUUGCAAAACUUAAUAGGAUUCUCCAGAGUCAGGAUUCCUCAGGUUGUCCCACCAUGAUUGACAGCUCAGUGUCAGACCAACUGCCAACAAAACAGCAGCAGCAGAGACAGGAUGCGGCAGAGCCCCCCACUGAGCGCAUCGCCCACUUCCUCCUGUCUCUGGGUCAGCUGGAACAAACACACAUCGAGCAUGUGCGUGUGGCUGCAGAGAGAGAGGGACACACACCAGAGCAGGAGACCUCAGUCCAGCUGAGAGACACAUUAUUACCACCUGAUGUCACAUCUCAGCGAGGGGACAAGACGUCAGCCUGUCUCCAAAAUUCUCAUCUCAACCAGGUCCAGUUGCUGAGGCAGGAGACGGAGCGCAGGCGUCUCUUGAACUCCUCAGUGUCCCAGUGUGAUGUGGAGUCUGUGUUGUCUGACUGGAGCAUGAGGUCAGGGUCGACCUUUGACACCAGAGACGAGGAGGCGUUCAGAGACGGCCUCGCAGCUUUGGAUGCCAGCAUAGCCAGUCUGCAGAAGACUAUUAAGCUUGAUCUGGGGAGGGGCCGCUGUACACUGACAGGAGGCCUGCUCCAUCCACUGAUGAAGACCAAGCACUAAAAAAACUAUGAAAAAUGCUAG
Molecule: messenger RNA, 1974 nt
Organism: Plectropomus leopardus (leopard coralgrouper)
Lineage: Eukaryota; Metazoa; Chordata; Actinopteri; Perciformes; Serranidae
Gene: ccdc14
Product: coiled-coil domain containing 14
Biological process (GO): protein localization to centrosome
Cellular component (GO): centriolar satellite
Source: RefSeq, a predicted model, not a curated record